Molecule: messenger RNA, 12483 nt
Organism: Trichechus manatus latirostris (Florida manatee)
Lineage: Eukaryota; Metazoa; Chordata; Mammalia; Sirenia; Trichechidae
Gene: TASOR2
Product: transcription activation suppressor family member 2
Exons: 21
Coding region: 1645-9189 (2514 amino acids)
Biological process (GO): negative regulation of gene expression, epigenetic
Cellular component (GO): nucleoplasm
Source: RefSeq, a predicted model, not a curated record
GCUUGCGACCGUCUGUGAGAAAGUCGACAUGUUACCUGAGGCCGUGUAGCGUCACGGGGUUCUUUCUUUUCUGUAACCUUUUUGGGGAAGAACUGGAGGCUUUGCUGAGAAGCGCGGCGGACCUGAUGCCUUCGAGUCUCAAUCCCUUGACCCACCAUCCCUCUGUCCUUUCAGCACCUUAGAGCGGCGUCGACUCGAGAGCUGCACAGAGUGGCCCAGGCGCGGCCGCCGAAACCCAGACUCGGGGCUUCCCCCUCUCCUGAGUCGUCCCCCCUUCUACUCGUAGUCAUCUCCUCCCCGCGCUCUUGACCGAACGACAGAGAGAAAGGAGGAUUGGCUGUAUCGCGGACGAACUGCAACGUGAAUAGGCUUGGGUUCUUUUGAGGUGGAAUUCUGGAGAGCUUUUAAAAACUUGGGGUUGAGGUCGCCUGUUGGAAAUUCAGCAGGAGGGGAAAUUAUAGAAGCUAGUCGAGGUCUUUAUUGCUAACAAGAAGAAAGAGACGUCACUUUUUUAAAUUCGAAAAUAUAUGUGUGUCACAUUUGGCCAGGAGGGACCGAGAGAAAGGAAGCACAUGUGUGAAAGGAGCGGACAAAAUCUAAAAGCAUGGGAAAGAAAUUGAACAAUUAUCUAAAGUCUUCAGGGGCGGCGGCAGCACAAAGUACAGGCAAAGUUGGUAUGUCAGCGUGGGCUCUGUGUUGGCAGCAGUACAAUCACCACUCUGGGUGAUCCAGCUAAAGGUGUAUACAUUUCCAAAUACUCAGACUAUCUUCAUCCAAGACCCUGGUAUCAUGGAAAAUCUGGUUAUGUUGUCAUUUUUAAUCUAAUUAAGGUAAAGCCCAGAUGUGCAUUUGUGUCCUUUUAAAAACUGAAGUUUAUCUAUCUAUGAUGAUAUUCUUUGCAGAUCAGUAGCUUCGUCUUCAACAAAGACAGCUACCCAGAUUCAGAUGAAAAUAACUGAUUUUUUUUCUUGCUCUUAAAAGCAAAACUUUUUUCUUCAUUUAAUAGUUAAUCUCUGAACAUUUUUUUUUAAACCUCAAAGCAGUAAGAGUAUUUGGUGAAGAAUCUUUCUCACCCUGUCUUGUACUACUUUUUAAACAUUAAUUGACUGAAAACAAGUAGCUACUUAUAAAAUGAUAUGAUUAUAGUUAUAAAAGAUGAAUUUCAGAAAGCAGGAUUCAUUGUCUGGUUUAAAUUAUCAAAGUAAGAAGUCUUUAUUUUCUUUAUCCUUCAAAGAUUCAGAUGUCAGCCUAGUUUAUUUUCUUAACAGUUAAUUGCUUUUUCAUGUGGCACCUGUAAAAAAUGAUGAUCUCAGAAAUUCUUAUAUAUCAUUAAAUAGUUUAGUAGAAAUGAAUCGUACAAUUAGAAUUUUCACCUGAAUAGUAGGAAGCUCUGAUUUUAGAGGUUGUUGAGCUUUUGAGGAUAUAUUCUGUGGUCUUGUUUUGUUUUAUUUUGGUUUUACCUUUCUUACUGUCUUAAGUUCUUUGGUUAUAAACCCAACAAUACUAACUUUUUUUUUUUUUUUUUUUAACCCAAGAUUGAACUCUUUAUAUUCCAAAGUUUGUGCCCAGGACCUGGAGGAAAAGUAGCAUUGCAUUGAAGUAUAAUCACUGCUUUUCCUCUCUUGAUCUUCCCUCUCUUGUUCCAUGAUAAGUACUGUAGUUCUGCUGCAGAAGGGAAAAGUAAAGUUUGUGCCUGAGAAUUAUACAACUAACUAUACUAGGCCGUCUUCUGGCUAUGAUUGCCACGUGGCUACAAAUACGAACAAAGUUUCUCCCAAGACAAGUCAUUUUCGUGCCUUUGAACUGAGUCAGUAUUAUCUCUAUGAACUUUCAGGCGGCACUGUUAUUGAGCGACCCAGACAGAUCUGUCCUUAUGUAAUUGUAGCUUUUCAAUACAGGGAACCUAAAAAAAUGGCAGCUCAUAAAAGCAUACUUGAACUUCAUGAAAAUGCUCUCAUCUCUUCAUGGAAAGGGAAAUUAAUUAUUCAAGGCUGUCUGCUGUGUGAUAUAACUCUUUGGUCCACCUAUGGUACAGUGAUUCCAACACAGCUACCGUUGGAACUAGAUUUCAAGUAUGUAAUGAAAGUGUCUUCUUUGAAAAAGAGACUUCCUGAAGCUGCAUUUAAAAAACAGAAUUACUUGGAGCAAAAAGGUCUGUUUGAAGUUUGUCUCCCAGACAUGUGCUCCAAUUUGUAUGAGGUGGAACUGUCAAACAAACAAGGAGAAAAAAUAGAUAAAUUAACAGAAUACAUUAAAAAUGAAGAAUUGGCAAUCAUCAAAUGCUUAGAGGAUCGAGGGGUUUUUAUUUUACUUACAUCAUCAGCCUUAAUAUCAGAUACAGGUUUUGAAGAUGAACAGAUGGGUCUACAUGGGUUGCAUUUAUUCCAUUCAUCCCUGUCAACAGGAAUGAAAGAUUUGAAGGUUGAAGAUGGUAUCUCACUGAAGGUGACACCUAUUUUGCCUGCCCUUAAUUGUGCCCUGCUAGAAGCAAAGAAAUCAUUUACUGAAGAAGGAAUCCGCCCAAACACAUUAGUAAAGCAGAAUUUCCAAGAGUUGUACAAAGUAGACAAAAGUCCUUCACUGACUGCCUCUUCUCAGGAUGGAAUUAAAGAGACUGCGUUCUUUGGCAAACUAUCCAAUGGUUUUGACUUGGUUCCUCUAGCUGAAAAGUGCCCUUUACAAUCUUUAACUCAAUUAAAAUCUUAUUUUUCAGAUCCUAGUGGUUAUAUUUUGGAAGUAUCUACUGCUUUAGAUUUAUUAGCAGAGCAUCCUCAGUCUCCUUGUGUUUCAGAUGGAAUUUGUGAUGCUGGAUUUUCUUUAGUUAUGACUCCAGAUCCUGAAUUUCUUGACUCAGAGGCAGAAUUAAGAAAAGAAACAGAAACAGAAAACAAUUCUGAGGAAAUUUUUAAAGCAAGAAAAGGAAGUAUGGUCCCGUUAAGUCCAGCAGCAAAUCUGAGAGUUCAGCCGAAGAGGAAGGCAAGUGCACCACUCAUGAUACAAAGUAAAAGGGUGAACUUGUGUCGCCCUUUUCCCAAAAGAACUACUGCUGGAACAAACAAUGGUUUGGACUCUGCAACAACUCUUAAACUGGCAAAAGGGCAGUUUCCUCAGAAAAGAAAAAGAGGUGCUGAAGUGCUGACUGCACAGUUUGUACAGACAACCAAACUGGAUAGGAAAAACGAAGAAGCUUCUAUUUGUAAAGAUGUUCCAGUGGCAAUGAAUGCUAAAAGGGCAAGGAAACGAGAGAAAUCUCCAGUCAAAACUGUUCCAAAGGCUAAGCCAUCUGUGAAGAAAUCUCUGCAAAAACAGAGAGUAAAUAUAGUAAAAGGCAAUCAGAAUCCCAGAAUCAGAAAACAACCACAACCUGCCAAAGGAGAAACUGCCUCACAGCUUCAAUCGGAAAUCUUAUCAGAUGGUCAAGAAAAUAUUAUUAGCAUAAAUGCAGCUCAACCAGAAAAUACCACAGUGGCUCAGAAAGAUCUUCCUGAAAACUCCAUUGUCAACUAUGACUCUCAGGCCCUAAAUAUGUUAGCUGAUCUAGCUUUAAGCUCUGCUACCUCCUCCACACUAUCAUCUGAGCCUAGAAACCUUCCCUGCACCUCUGACUUGCCACAGAAUGAUGUUUUGCUCUCUAAAGACAAUUCUUUGCGAGGUACAUCUGACCAUGAAUAUCACAGAGGAAUUAAAAGUCAAAAAGGUGGACUAUUACCUAAGGCCUCCCCUGAUAGGAAGACUAAUUCAGUGUCAGACUUAACUAUUAACCAAGAUGAAGAGAGCUUGGUUCCUUGUAGCCAAGCCCCUGUUAAAGCCCAGUCUGCACUUACUGAGGAAACACUAGAAACUUCAGACGCAAGCCAAAGCUCUUGUGUUGUUGUGGAGCAUUCAUACGCCCUACUCCUUGCGGAACAUUCGAAGAAACAUCUACAGCAGAGAGGAGUACAAGGCCCUGCCUUUGCCAAGAAUGGAACAAAAGGCCCUGAAGCAGGAACCCCAGUGGGAAAAGUUAUGCCAUUUCGGCAUCAGCAGAACACCUCCCCUUUGCAAAAGGUCUUUGAUCCAUUGGUAAAGCGCAAGAGUAGAUUGAUGUCUUCCAGCCUAAAAGACUUCUACUGCUCUCAUACCGUGUUUAGCUGUGAUGGCUCCUUUAAGGUCACUUUCAAAUGUGACACAGAAUAUGUGUUCAGCUUAGAUAGCAAAUAUACUAACAACGCACUAGAGAAAACUGUAGUAAGAGCUUUACAUGGGCCCUGGAAUACUGAUUUGCCUGAUAAUGUGGAAGAAGUGAAGCUUUUACUUCAUAUGUGGGUAGCUCUGUUUUAUAGCAAUCAGAACAAAGUUAUACGAUCAUCCCGAAAAGUCGUAGAACACAGCAACCCAGCAAAAUAUGUAUCUAUAAAUAGCACAAUAGACUCUUUCGAAUUCAGUGAAAUCGAGGAGUCCUUCAAUGUGGACAGAUGUUCUGCGGACCCUCUAGUGGAGAGUAAGGAAACUUCCAGGGGUCAAGCUACCGAAAUGUCCUCCCCUGACACUAACAAAUUGCUUCCUUUUAUUAAACCACCACCUGCAAGAAGCUUGGAACUCUGUGUACAGAGUGAACAGAAAGAAAUGUUUGCAAGAGAAAGUCAUCAUGAUAACUCGGGAAGCCACAAUUUCAUCUAUUCUUGCAGUAAUGAGGUCAUUGGAGAAAAAGCUGAACAUGAAGAGUCAGAUAAACUGGAAACUUCUAAUGUUGUGCUCUCUAGUAAUGGAAGUACCCAAACUAAUGGACCUUCUAUUCCUGAUGAAGAUAACACCUUUCAGCCACUUGAUAGCGCAAGAAUGACUUCUCACAAUGAUACUGUCACACAAACCACAUUCACCAAGACUUACAAUGGGAUCAGCAGUCAGUCAGUGACUUGUCAGAAGUCUGCGUACAGCACUCUUGAAAGCAAAGUUGAUGUUUUUCAUACAACAGUGCAAGCAAAAACAGGGGUUGUACAGGGCCUUAUCCAGCAUAACAGCCCCAUAAACAAAGAAUGUCAGCCUUCACUGGAAAGGAAAGAUGAUGAUAUGGGGUAUGUAAUGAUUAAUCUGGAACCAGUUACUCUCACUUUUGAAAAAAAUGCCUAUGUACCAAUACAAACAGAAGCUGUAAAUAGAGCUGAUAAAUCUACAACCUUUAAUAUGGAGUUGAUUAAACAAGUAUCACCUGGUACAAGUCUUAGCCAUCCUGUGUCCACGUUUGAAACGGCACAGACCCAAGGUCUUACAGACAUUCCGUCUUUAGCGGGGUCAGAACAAAAAGGCAGUAGGUACCUUUGUGCCUCCUCAGUAAGUAGAGAGACGCUUGCUAAAGAAAUGUGUUUGUUACAGAAAGAGAGUCCUCUUCGAGUGUCAUCAUCAUCUUCUGAUAAUUCAGCGGUAAAGGAGGCAGUAUCAUUAGUUAAAAAUUUUAAUUAUCCGUUACCCAGUGAAGAAAUGAGACUCUCUCGAGACACUUUUCUGCAAACUGAAAGUCUCUUCAGCAUAUCUUCAGAAGAUAUUACAGAGGCAACACAGUUUGAAGAAGUAGCCUCAUCAUCAGCCUCUACCAUCUUAGAAAGAAAUUAUCCACUUAACUGCAUUUCAUCAAGAAGUAAUAUAUCAGAUGACUCUUUAGAACUAAGGAAGAAUGACAAUGGUUGUCUAAACAGUGAAAAUACAAAUUUUGAAUCAUUUAAUUCAGCAUUUACCAAACAAACCAGCCUAUCUAUGAGUAGAGAAGAAGUCAGCCUAGAGUUAUCAGAGGAAGAUUCUGACAUUGACCUAACUCUAACAAUAUCGCCGCCUACAAGUCCCAGAGAACAGAUUCCAGCCGAUGAAAUAGAGCAACUUCAGGAGGCCCCAUUAUCAAGUUUAGAACUUCGGGAUAUAGCUGAAGAAAUAAUUGAUCCAGAAGAGGUGACACUCAUAGAAAACAGAGAAGUGAAUUCUGCUGAUUGUACAUCACUGUCACAGGAGCCAUUAGAAGAUAAGGAGAAAAAAGGUGAUGAUUUUCAACCAGCCACUUUAGUACUUUCUAAAGACAGUUCCACCUUUGAGAUUUCAGAGGAAGUUAAUGUUACAUCAGACUUUCCAUAUGAUUCUUUAAUUGAAGAAGUGUCACCAGCUUCUAGUCCUGACCCCCUAGUACCAGCUGAGGAAGCACGACAAUCUCAAGCCAUCUCUCUGUGUAGUUUAAAACUUCAUGAUACACAAUGUGAGGAAAGUAACAAAGCUUCCCAGAUUGAGUCGGUAGAUUUAGCCAUAACAGAAAAAGAAAAUUCUUCUGUUGGUCCUACGCACCCAGUGGGACAGAAUAACUUAACUCAGGUACAACAAAUGCAGCGUUAUGCUGAAAUGCCUGUAGUAUUGAAUAGUCAUCCAGGAGGAAAAGAUAGACAUUUAACCCUUCCUGGUAAAGUAACUGAGGAAAUUGUCCAAAGUGAGAAUGAUAAGGUUUUAUCUUCCCCAGAAAACGUACAGUCCUGUGAUGCAGAAUUAAACCAGCCUGCCUCAGCUGCCAAAUACAGAGAUGACUCUAAGCGUUCUCUUGAAAAACUGGUAAAACCAGGAAGCCCAUUACAGUCAGUUAGUAUAGAGAACAGAAAUUUGGACUUAGAGCAUCUUAUGUUGGAGACUAGUGAACAUUCAUUUAGUCCUAGAAAGAUUAUUGAAAAUAAGCCUUUGGCUGACACACUUAUUUCCACAGCUGCUUCAAGUGGUAUGAGUGUGUCGUUAGAACAGCCGACUAGCCCUAAAAGCAUUAAGAAAAAUCUCUUUAGCAGUGAUUUGAAAACAAAUGAAGGUAAUUAUUUGCAGGUCAAGUCCCUGAACUCUGACACACAGGCAUGCGCGCACUCAGAUAUCUCAAAAUUUGGUUCUUCCUCAGAUAGUGCUACAUUAACCCACUGUACAAGACCGAUAAAUGUAGAGACAGAGUUUCAAACACAGGAAAUAUCAGUAGUCAAAAUGGCCAAUUUGCUUAAGAAUAGUGAAACUAAAGCUGAGUUACAUAAAGAAACCACAGAUCUAGGAGGUACUGUCUUUCAGUCUAACACUACAUAUUCUCAGAAAGGUGAACAGACAAUCCACAUGCUGCAAGAUAUGUCAACAUAUGAAACACAAGAUCUUUUGAAUGGUGGAUUCUUUCCUGUGUAUGCUGACUCUAACCAAAAUACAGCAGACACCAGUGAAAAUCAAGAGCCUUCUGCUUCCUUUGUUCCAAAAUCUUUUGACUCUUCUGUUUGUGGAGUCUUCAAAGAAUGUAUGGAAAAUAAGAGCACUAGUAAAAGGCUUGAGGCCGAGGAUGGUUCUGAAACGCUGGAUAGAGACGUGGAUGUCAGUGUGAAUUCUGACAUACAUUAUGAACCACUUUCUGGAGACUCUGAUCAAGACUCUUGUGAUUGUAGGAAUCCCAAAUUAGACACGGAGGAUUCUUGCACUUUGAGCUGUAGUCACACCAGAAAAAGAGAAGAUGCUACUAAAGAUGAUUAUGAGUCUUUCAUGAGUGUAAACAGUAGUGAUAAUGAAGAUUGGGGCUACUGUAACAAAGUACCAGGAUUGGAGACAAGCAUUCCUCCCAGAAACUGGUCCAGUGGCUUAAAGAAAGAAGAUAAAUGUGUACCAUGUUAUAUCCAAAUCAGAGAUCUCCAUGGUAUCCCCAGGACCUAUACCAACUUUACUGUAACUAAAGAGUUCAAAGAUACCACGAGAACUUUGCAUAGCUUGAGGAGGCACCCCAGUUUCACUGCAAAAUGUGGCUUGAUCAGUUCCUGGACAAGUACUUGGCAGAUAGCAGAUGACCUCACCCAGAACACUUUAGAUCUGGAAUAUCUGCGCUUUGCACAUAAACUAAAACAACUUGUAAAGAAUGGGGAAUCUCAGCAUUCUGCCUCGUCCACCAAUGCCUUUCUGACAGAGUCACCUAUCCAAAUUACUGUUGGAGCUUUCCCUUUAACAAAAAUAUCUGAGUCCCCUGUUGUACAUCCUGCAUCCAGGAGCAGAAGCCCGCUUCUGGUGACGAUUGUGCACUCAGACCCUAGACAACGGAGUCAGCACGUGAGAAGCCACACGCCUAGCUAUUCGGACAGUUCUUCCUUCUGGAAGGAGAGAUGUCACAGUAGAUAUCAUCUUCCAAAUUCCGAAGGAAAUCAGACUGUUUCAUUCCAUCUCAACAAAUUGAAAUAUAACAGUACUUUGAAAGAAUCUCGGAAUGAUAUUUCACUUAUUCUCAACGAAUACGCUGAAUUCAACAAGGUGAUGAUGAAUAGCAACCAAGUGGUUUUCCAAGAUAAAGAGCUAAAUGUUGCUUCUGGAGAGGCCACAUCUCAAGAGAUGUAUUCAUCUUUCCCAAGAAAGCCAGCCUCCUAUGAAGACAUGAUUACAGACUUGUGUGCCAAUUUACAUGUCAAACUAGAAAGUGUUAUGAAAGAGGCUUGUAAAAGUACCUUCCUAUUCUACCUUGUCGAAACAGAAGACAAGUCAUUCUUUGUAAGAACAAAGAAUAUUCUGAGGAAAGGAGGCCAUAAAGAAAUUGAACCUCAGCAUUUCUGUCAAGCUUUUCACAGAGAGAAUGAUACACUGAUAGUCAUCAUCAGAAAUGAGGAUAUAUCUUCACAUUUGCAUCAAAUUCCUUCUUUGCUGAAGCUGAAGCAUUUCCCCAGUGUCAUCUUUGCUGGAAUAGACAGUCCUGAAGAUGUUCUUGACUACACCUACCAAGAGCUAUUUCGUACAGGAGGCUUUGUGGUAUCAGAUGACAAAAUAUUAGAAACUUUAACAUUAGUUCAAUUGAAGGAAAUUGUCAAAAUCCUGGAAAAACUAAAUGGAAAUGGAAGAUGGAAGUGGUUGCUUCACUAUAGAGAAAAUAAAAAGCUAAAAGAAGACGUAAGAGUGGACUCAGUUGCACGUAAAAAGAACUUAAUAAUGAAAUCAUUUCAGAGUGCAAAUAUAAUUGAAUUGCUUCAUUAUCACCACUGUGACUCUCGAUCAUCAACAAAAGCAGAAAAUUUGAAAUGUUUGUUAAACUUGCAAAUUCAGCAUAUUGAUGCCAGGUUUGCUGUUUUCCUAACAGAUAAGCCUACUGUUUCCAGAGAGGUCUUUGAAAAUAGUGGAAUCCUUGUUACAGAUGUAAAUAACUUUAUUGAAAAUAUACAAAAAGUAGCAGCUCCAUUUAGGAGUAGCUAUUGGUAAGAACACUUUUUAACAACAGCAGGUAUUGGUGUGUCUAUGAGGGACCAGUUGAUUUGAAACUCUGUUCUUUAUAGAUCAUGCUAUAAAUUUAAAAUAUUUAUUUCUUUGGGGGUGGAAUUGCUGUUACUUUGGCAUAAAUGAGAAUUUCUGGAGUAUCAUUAAUAAAAUAACCAACUUCAAAUUACCCACUUUAAUGGAUGUGCAUUUAUGCUUUCAGUUCACCUAGAUUACCAGGACAAAAGAUAACGUAGCCUUAAUAUACCUACGCAUUUUCCCCAUUAGGUAGCAUGCCUUUAUAAUAUUUCUUGGUAGUUUUGUUUUAAAGAUAGAGUUAUGAUCAAUUUUGUGUUUAUCCAGGUGAUUCAACUGCAGCUUGCGUAAACAUGGAUGAUGACGACAGAUUAGUAUUUUCCCUUUUCUUUGCAAAACUUUGAAAUACACAUGAACUGUCUUCUCAUAUUUGGAAAAAAAUAAUGUUUUAUACCAUAGGGAAAGUUUUCCUUCUUUCAUUUUUUGCUAAAAUGUUUGACUUCACAGUGGUACAGUUGUCCGUUAGCUUUGGGUUUCAGUGUUAAAUACUAUUGUUUUAAAUUAUUUUCAUUUUUAACAGAAUGCCUUCAAAGCUAUUAAUUGAGCUUAAUAUUAAAAAUAAGAAAUUUGCUAACAUGUUUAUUCAGUUGAAGCAAAAAUACCUGUUUUUGCAUGUUAAUAUCAGUACGGCAUAUGUAAUGCAUGUUAAUGGUUUGUUUUAAAGGUUUUACCAUCCUUGUACAAACUGUAAUCUUAAAUGAAUUCAUUUGAUAUUAUUAAAGCAACACCAACACUACAUAAACAUUUUUUCCCAAAUGGUACGAUUUAUAAAUUGUCAUUUUUUCCUUACUCAGUUUUUGUAAAUAGUGCACUACAAAUCAACCCUGAGGAAGAAAUAAUCAUAUAUUUAUGAUAUUAGAAAUCAUUUCUACAGUAAUCUUUAAAACUCAAAACCAAGCCAAAAAAAUUUUUUAUAAGAUACAUAGUAUCUGUUUGGAACAAAGGUUUUUGUAACUAAUUUGUUUCCUUUUUUAAUAAAGACAACUAAAAAAAUCACUGAAUGGUUUCUGCAAUGACUGUAUAGCAAAAUUGAACUUGUAGAGAAUGUUUUAACAAUUUUUAGACCAUUUAGCCGCAAUAACUAGCUGAGGAAUCCUACCAUUUAUAGCAUUUUGGCCUUGCUGUUAGUCUCACUACCACAGACCUGCCCAGUGCUUUCUGGUGUACUUUCCCUCAGAAAGACAAAAUUUUAAGUAAUUUCUUUUCACUUGGUCUUAUAUAGGGUUACAUUAGACCUAUAUAGAAACUUCUUUCAGAAGUCAGUCUGCUUUGUAUAAUUCCUCCCUAAACAAAAAAUGCCAGUUUUACAAUUUAUUUUCUCCGAAGUACUGAUGAUUUUAAUGACUGACACUAUCUUUCCAUAGAAAGCUAAUCAUUUUAUUUUUGCCCCCAAGGACAAGAAUCUAAUAAGAGACCAUAAUUAUAUUUGGUAUGCUGAAUUAAUUUGAAAUUUCUAAAGAAAAGGAAACUUAACAUUUAUUAAGCAAGCACCUAUUACCUACCAGGCACUGUCUGUUAGUCAUCCUUCAAAUUUUACCUCAAAUGUUAAAUCUGCCCUUGCUGAAAAGCCUUCCUACACCUACAAGGCCAUCUUCCUCAGUUUCCAUACCUUUUUUAUAACUCUAAUACUUAGCCAAACCAUAUAAUAUGUCUCCCCUAGACUGGGAGCUCUCCAGAGACUGUGCCUUAAUCAUCUCAGUACCCUACUGGCCUGGCAGAUAAGUAGGUGAUCAAUAAAUACGUUAAAGGAAGAAUAUGAAAAUGUUUUUUUUCUUUUCACUUAUUACUAACUCAGCUUGUGUCUUUGCCUGCAUUAAUGGUUCACAAUUUGAAGUACUAUGGGAAGGGAAAGGCUUGCUGGAAUUCUAGAUAAUUUUAUUGUAUAACUAAAGCAGUGGCUCUCAAGUAGGGCAGUUUUGCCCCCAAGGGAAAUCUGUCUGGAGGCAUUUUCAGUUGUCACAACUAGGGGGGUACUACUGGCAUCUAGUAGGUAGAUGCCAGAGAUGCUGCUAAACAUCCUACAGUGCACAGGACAGCCCCCUACAACAAAGAAUUAUCCAGCCCAAAACGUCAAUAGUGUGAGGUUGGGAAAUUCUGAGCUAAAAUAAUCAAUCUGUAUUCAGUCUAAAUUAUUAUUCUUUUAAUGCCUUUAGCAGAUCAUCUGCCUCUGUCUCUUUCAUACUUAACUGUAAAAGUCAAUAAUCAGUCUAAAAAAAUACAAGUAUGCAUCGCUUAACAUCCAUUCAGCAACAUAAGUCCUGGCCCCAUAAGGUUUUUUUGUUUUUUAAAGGAAUGCAGCUCUCCUUUUAUUAUUUCCCUUAAUGGUUUUAAAGAAAGACCCCAAAGCCCUAGAGUGAACAAGCAGCAGGGCUCCAGGGCGUGUCCCAAUCCCUGAAGGGCCGCCUCCUGGCUUCAUUUACCAGCCGUGCAGCCUUUCACUCCUUGCCCAGGGCAGUGUCUGCUAUAGCUCCUCCCUUCCUGCCACAGGUGCUGGCUGGGCCAGGUGCCCGUGGGCUUCUGACUCCAGGCAGUGGCAGCAGCUGCACCUGCUCAGAAAGCAGCUGUACCAACUGGGCAGCAGUAGCCUUAGCUGCCACUGCCAGCUUCACUCCUGGAUCUGUACCUCCCCGCCCUCCCAGUCUGGCUGUGGGCGCAGGCCCUGCCCCACCCAGCCACACACCCUGCAAGGCCAGCCUCCUGUAUCCAGAGCUACAGUUCUCAGGCUUUGUCCUGCAGGCUUUUGUAAGGUUUUAAUGUAUGGCUGUAUGGGGAUUUAACUACGGAUUGUACGGAGACUUCUGUAUAUAAUAUGUUCAAAUCACACAAUGUCCUAUUUCACAGAACAUAUGGUGGAUGUUAAGCAACACAUACCUGUACAGCUAAAAUGUCCUGAUUCAUCUGUGGUAAAUAACUGCAUAUACAGUGAGACUUAAUAGUUACAUCAAGGGGAAAACAGUACCAGUCAAAAUAAUUUCUAACUAUAGCAUAAAUUACAUGAAACUAUUAAAGCAUUGUAAUUGUUGCUAUAAGCAAAUUAUCAAAGGCAAGGCAGUAUAUGGAUUUGCGUGCAAGAGAAUACUUCUUCUAAACCACCACCAAGAAUACCUUAAGAGUUUAAUUUAUGUCAAGAGUAUAUAAUUUGGGGUCUACUCACAGUGAAGCCAGGUGACAGGCUUUUUAUCUAUCUAAAUUAGAAAACGCAUA